AUGUGGCGCAAGCCGCUCGCUCUCACCGACGUGGCUCGUGCCUUCCUCUCGCAGCCGCCUCCACGCAAGCCGCUGCCUCGCAUGACCAACCUGCUUGGCAGCAUUCAGUUUCCUGCCGCCAUGCCCUUCGGCGAAGACUGUUUCACGCGAGAGGACGAGGCGGAUGACUCCAUCAUGUAUCGCUCGCCUAUCCUGUGCACGCACAUAGACGAUGACGCGAUUGUGGCGCUGACCAAGCACUACCGCCGCACGCUGCCAGCCACGCCUCCUGGCAACGCGGUGGCGCUGCUGGACUUGUGCUCCUCGUGGGUCAGCUUUCUCCCGCCGGAGUUCACUCCCUGCCGCUGCGUCGGCCUCGGCAUGAACAGCUUUGAGCUCGGUGAGAACGAGCAGCUCACCGAGCGCACCGUGCACAAUCUGAACAAGGGCGGCGCGCUGCGCCUCCCCUUUGACGACGGCAGCUUUGACGUCAUCACCAAUGUGGUCUCCGUCGACUACAUUACCCGGCCGCUUCAGCUCUUCGAGGAGAUGCACCGCGUGCUCAGACCCGGUGGAGUAGCUGUCAUGUCCUUCUCGAACCGAAUGUUCUGGCACAAGGCCGUCAGAAUCUGGACGGAGGCGAGCGAGUGGCAGCGCGUGCUCAUAUGCAGCCUCUACUUCCGCCUCGCCCGCGGUGGCGAGGCCUUCGAGGCCGCAGAGGCGCUCCUAAUCACGGAGCCGGAGGGGCACGACCCGAUGUACAUUGUCCAGGCGAGGAAGCCGGGCGCAGGCUCCCAGGAGCCAGAGGGGCGACAGUCACCGUCGGACACGGACAAUGAGGACGGCGUGCCCAGCAUGGUUUGA
This is a messenger RNA of Emiliania huxleyi CCMP1516, 843 nucleotides long. RefSeq lists its product as hypothetical. The coding region runs from base 1 to 843 and encodes 280 amino acids. Lineage: Eukaryota; Haptophyta; Isochrysidales; Noelaerhabdaceae. The transcript has a single exon. The record is from RefSeq and is a predicted model, not a curated record. Gene Ontology annotation, molecular function: S-adenosylmethionine-dependent methyltransferase activity.